AAUGGGAGCAGGAAGAGCUCUGUUAGUUAGCCGACUCAGCGACGAGGUUAUAGCAGUUUGACGACGCUUCUUUGAAUUACAAAGUGCGUCUAUAAAUCUUAAUUGUCAAGUCCAAAUGACACCAAAAACAUGACUUUAUAAUAAAGGUCUGUCCUAAGAGGCAGGUAUCAGUCUGAUGAGGGGACACCUACAGCUGGCAGGAUGCAGCAGAAAAGGAAUAUCCAGAUCAUAGAGUGGGAGGACCUUGACAAGAGGAAGUUCUACUCUUUUGGGGUGUUCAUGACAAUGACUAUCCGGGCCACUGUCUACCCAGCCACGCUGAUCCGCACUCGGUUGCAAGUACAAAGGGGGAAAUCGCUCUACAGUGGCACCUUUGAUGCUUUCUUCAAGAUUUUGCGGGCAGAGGGUAUACAAGGCCUGUAUCGCGGCUUCAUGGUUAACACCUUCACACUCAUCUCAGGCCAGGCAUACAUAACCACCUACGAGCUAGUGAGGAAGUAUGUUUCCCAAUAUUCUGAAGACAAUACAGUCAAGUCGCUGGUGGCAGGCGGCUCGGCCUCCCUGGUUGCUCAGAGCAUCACUGUCCCCAUCGAUGUUGUGUCUCAGCAACUGAUGAUGCAGGGUCAAGGACAGCACCUCACGCGCUUUCGCCUCAGUUCUAGUUCUGAGACUGGAAAGCCUAAAAAAAUGAUCGGCCAAACCAGGAACAUUAUAGCUCAGAUUUUUGCUGCAGAUGGCUUCCGGGGCUUCUACAGGGGAUAUGUGGCUUCUUUACUCACUUACAUCCCAAACAGUGCUGUCUGGUGGCCUUUCUAUCACUUCUAUGCCGAGCAACUCUCCAAACUGGCUCCCAGUGACUGCCCUCAUCUGGUCCUUCAAGCCAUGGCAGGACCACUAGCUGCUGCUACUGCCUCAACUGUAACCAACCCAAUGGAUGUGGUCAGAGCCAGAGUACAGGUUGAAGGAAGGACCUCAGUCAUCGAAACGUUCAGGCAGCUGAUCAAAGAGGAAGGCUUCUGGGGAUUGACCAAAGGACUGUCGGCACGCAUCAUUUCAUCUACACCCACCGCCAUUGUCAUGGUGGUCGGCUAUGAAACACUGAAAAAACUGAGUUUGCGCCCUGAGCUGGUGGAUUCGAGGCACUGGUAAGAAGAAACCUGGACAGUGUACGGACCAUGUGCCAUUUUUAGCCCCUCAUUCAUAACUUCAUGUGAAAGUACAGGAUGAAAUUAAGGUUCAUCUCAAGUACAAGAUAAUCUGGGAACAACAUAGAGCCAGCUGUUUAAAACAGUAAAAUUUAAACAUCAAAAACCACAAGUUAAGACCUUCAUUCAACCAUCCAGCUUAGCUUGAUAUUCACAAGUUAACUGGUGAUGAAAAUCUACAACCAUUUUUAGUUAGUGAAGCUUUGCUGCUGUUUGUUGCAGAAACGUGGCGGAGCAGUGUUGUUUUUAACAACAGCAGAUGCAGACAAACUGACGCACACUUUGAUUUGUUUGAUAUAUUUGGCCAUUGAUUGUUUCCAGUUAUGUUCAGGCACCUUUGUGUUGGAGGAAAGUGGAAGUGAUGAUCUUGGUGGUUGGUGUUAUGCAACUCAUCACAACACAUCUGUAAGCAGUAAACAAAUCUUGCUUAUUUUAUCUUAUGUUUGGUAAACUGGCUUCUGUCACUCUCUUUUUUUUUUUUUUUUUAAACGUCAACAUUUUGUGUAGUCAAGACAACAACUUGGUUUUUAAGUGGCAAGAAAUAAAAAGCCUUAAAGGAUAUCUUAAAAGUUUUAAUGUUGAUUUGAACAUUUUCUGUUUGCCACAAAUUCAAUGCAAACCGUUACACAUGAAAUAUUUUAUCCACAUUUAUCUGAUACACUAGUUUAAAGUCUUAUUGAUGUUGUAUAAAACACUGCAGUGAUCAUGCUGGCAAAUUAAUGGCUGAUGUAGUGUGUUGGUAACUAACAAAAAGGUGGGUUUAUUUUAAAUAUUUCCAUUGAGCUCGAGUCUUUGUUGAAACCUGCAAGGCACCUGUGACUUCAGAGCAGUAAGCAGAGCAAACACUGUUUCCUUGUGACAGUACGUCUGAGUGCAAUAAUGUUUAAUCCUUUCCUGCACAAAAUGUGAUUGAAUAUUUCCUGCUUGUUGUGUGCAUAACGUCUUCAUAGAAGUUCACUGUACCUAACUUAUUUGUUUUUGCUCUGUGGGUUUUCUUCAGGUGUUUUGGGAACCAUAGAUGUGACUCAUUGCUAUAAUUUAUGUUUCAUUUUGUGAAGAUAAAAAAAAAACUGAGUACUGUGGUUCAUUAAAUUUGCUUUUGUAUGAGUGUUUUAAUGGCUUUAUAAUGGCUUUAUAAGCAAGGAAAAAAACACAAUAUUUUAAUCAGACAGAUUCUCGUUUUGUAGAAGGGAUCAUAUUUUUAUGUGCAACAUUAGAUGUCAGUCUUUUAAAGCAGAAAAAGAGGGAAAGAUAUGGGUGGCUUUAGCUUGACUGGAGGCCUGCAAGUCUGUUUAGAUGAAGCCACGGCUGUUUGUUUUGAUGUCAACUUCAAGUUUUUUUAAGACCACAUCAAGAUGUGACCUGAUGAACCUCUAAAACCUGCAGGCCUCGUAGGAGAGAAGCUUCUGUAUAAAGAUUGAGACAAUCUUUCAAUUUAUUUAUUUUUUUUUUUUGCACAGCUGUCAGUUUCUCUAAAAGUAUUUUUAUUUCUGAGUGACCAGUCCUCUGUUGUAAAUCUGAUCUGUCAGAUACAGAAUACACGUAAUUUAACUAAUGUUAUUGUGUGGUCAGGUGUUUGGUCAUUAAAACAUAAACUGCUAA
Molecule: messenger RNA, 2807 nt
Organism: Melanotaenia boesemani (Boeseman's rainbowfish)
Lineage: Eukaryota; Metazoa; Chordata; Actinopteri; Atheriniformes; Melanotaeniidae
Product: solute carrier family 25 member 44-like
Exons: 4
Coding region: 202-1149 (315 amino acids)
Biological process (GO): branched-chain amino acid catabolic process
Cellular component (GO): mitochondrion
Molecular function (GO): branched-chain amino acid transmembrane transporter activity
Source: RefSeq, a predicted model, not a curated record